AUGGACCUCAUCCCAGACUUUGCCCUGGAAACCUGGGUUCUUCUGGCUACCAGCCUGGUUCUCCUCUAUGUAUAUGACACUCAUUCACAUGGACUUUUCAAGAAGCUGGGAAUUCCUGGGCCUGCACCUCUGCCUAUUGUGGGAAAUGUUUUGUCUUACCGAAAGGGACUUUGGAAAUUUGAUGAAGAAUGUUAUAAAAAGUAUGGGGCAAUGUGGGGGGUGUAUGAUGGUCGAUGGCCUGUUUUGGGUAUCACGGAUCCCGACAUGAUCAAAACAGUGCUAGUGAAAGAAUGUCAUUCUGUCUUCACAAACCGGCGGUCUUUAGGUCCAGUGGGAUUUAUGAAAAGUGCCAUCUCUAUAUCUGAAGAUGAGGAAUGGAAGAGAAUGCGAGCGUUGCUGUCUCCAACCUUCACCAGCGGAAAACUGAAGGAGAUGUUCCCCAUCAUGAGCCGGUAUGCAGAUGUGUUGGUGAGAAACCUGAGGCAGGAAGCAGAGAAAGGCAAGAUUGUCACCUUGAAAGACAUCUUUGGGGCCUACAGCAUGGAUGUGAUCACGGGCACAUCAUUUGGAGUGAACAUUGAUUCCCUCAACAACCCACAAGAUCCCUUUGUGGAAAAGACCAAGAAGCUCUUAAAAGUUGAUUUCUUAGAUCCACUCUUUCUCUCAACAAUACUCUUGCCAUUCCUUACCCCAAUUUUUGAAGCAUUAAAUAUCUCCAUGUUUCCAAGAGAUUCUACAAACUUUUUAAAAAACUCUGUAAAAAGGAUGAAAGAAAGUCGCCUCCAAGAUAAACAAAAGCACCGAGUAGAUUUCCUUCAGCUGAUGAUCGACUCCCAGAAUUCAAAAGAAACUGAGUCCCAUAAAGCUCUGUCUGAUCUGGAGCUUGUGGCCCAGUCAAUUAUCUUCAUUUUUGCUGGCUACGAGACCACUAGCAGUGUUCUUUCCUUCAUUAUGUAUGAACUGGCCACUCACCCUGAUGUCCAGCAGAAACUGCACGAGGAGAUUGAUGCAGCUUUGCCUAAUAAGACACCUGCCACCUAUGACGCCCUGGUACAGAUGGAAUAUCUUGACAUGGUGGUGAAUGAAACUCUCAGAUUAUUCCCCAUUGCUGCAAGACUUGAGAGGGUCUGUAAGAAAGACGUUGAAAUCAAGGGAGUGUUCAUCCCCAAAGGGGUAGUGGUGACAAUACCAACUUAUGCCCUUCACCGAGACUCAAAGUACUGGCCAGAGCCUGAGGAGUUCCGUCCUGAAAGGUUCAGCAAGAAGAACAAGGACAACAUAGAUCCUUACACAUACCUGCCCUUUGGAACCGGGCCCCGAAACUGCAUUGGCAUGAGGUUUGCUCUCAUGAACAUGAAACUUGCUCUCGCCAAAAUACUGCAGAACUUCUCCUUCAAACCCUGUAAAGAAACACAGAUCCCUGUGAAAUUAAGCCCAAGGGGACUUCUUCAACCAGAAAAACCUAUUGUUCUAAAGGUUGAGUCAAGAGAUGGGGCCAUAAGUGGAGCCUGACUUUCCCUAAGGACUUCUGCUUUGUUCUUCUAGAAACAUCUAAGAACACCAGAGACCCCAAUUUACAUUGUUAAUAAAACUCAGGAAUAAAGAAGAGCUUAACCCAGGGCACUUGAUCAAUGA
This is a messenger RNA of Propithecus coquereli (Coquerel's sifaka), 1635 nucleotides long. RefSeq names its product cytochrome P450 3A5-like (gene CYP3A5). The transcript is spliced from 13 exons. The coding region runs from base 1 to 1512 and encodes 503 amino acids. Lineage: Eukaryota; Metazoa; Chordata; Mammalia; Primates; Indriidae. Gene Ontology annotation, biological process: oxidative demethylation; steroid metabolic process. Gene Ontology annotation, molecular function: iron ion binding; oxidoreductase activity, acting on paired donors, with incorporation or reduction of molecular oxygen, reduced flavin or flavoprotein as one donor, and incorporation of one atom of oxygen; testosterone 6-beta-hydroxylase activity. The record is from RefSeq and is a predicted model, not a curated record.